UGUCGCCCUGUGGACAGACAUGUCUACCAAGGUGGCCAUUGUAACCGGUAGCAACAAGGGCAUCGGGCUGGCCAUCGUCCGAGCCCUCUGCAAAGAGUACCAAGGAGACGUGUACCUGACCUCCAGAGACGUAAGCCGUGGCGAGGACGCGGUGAAGACGCUGGCCGCGGACGGACUGAAGGCCACGUUCCACCAGCUGGACAUCAACGACGUGAACAGCAUCGCCGCCGCCGCCGCCUACUUCAAAGACAAGUACGGAGGAGUGGACGUCCUCGUCAACAAUGCCGCGAUAGCAUUCAAAGAGGCGGACCCGGCUCCGUUUGCGGUCCAGGCCGAGGUGACCCUCAAGACCAACUUCUUCGCCACCAGAGACAUGUUGACUCACUUCCUGCCCCUCAUUAAAGCUGGAGGUAAGGACGCAGACCUGGACCCGGUUGACCCUCCGCCCGUCUUAAUGAACAGCUCAGUGCAGGGCUGUAGGACUCGAGUCUGGUCUUGGACUCGAGUCUGGACUCAAGACCAUUUUUCUAUGGUCUUGUGCUCGCUAGUAUUUGGACUCGGUCUUGUCUUGGACUCUAACCAUUUUGGACUCUGUCUUGACUUUGACUCGACUAGUCCUGGUCUCGGACUCGCUAGUACUUGGUAUCGGACUUGUCUCGGCCGCUGGUCUUGCCAGAUAUGACUUUUGGGCUUCUGG
Messenger RNA from Etheostoma cragini (Arkansas darter), 697 nucleotides. It is a transcript of the gene cbr1, whose product is annotated as carbonyl reductase 1. Lineage: Eukaryota; Metazoa; Chordata; Actinopteri; Perciformes; Percidae. Gene Ontology annotation, molecular function: carbonyl reductase (NADPH) activity. The transcript is spliced from 3 exons. The record is from RefSeq and is a predicted model, not a curated record. Bases 20 to 682 code for a protein of 220 amino acids.